This is a messenger RNA of Harmonia axyridis, 1000 nucleotides long. RefSeq names its product carbonic anhydrase 2-like. Gene Ontology annotation, molecular function: carbonate dehydratase activity; zinc ion binding. The coding region runs from base 104 to 970 and encodes 288 amino acids. NCBI's taxonomy places the organism in Eukaryota, Metazoa, Arthropoda, Insecta, Coleoptera, Coccinellidae. Gene Ontology annotation, cellular component: cytoplasm. The transcript is spliced from 5 exons. The record is from RefSeq and is a predicted model, not a curated record.
UCUAUAGCAAAUUAUAGAAAUUCUCCGGACUGAUAAUAUGACAAUUUUGACCUGCCAGAUGUUUUUUCAAAUGUAAGUUGUACAAAUUUAAGUACCGUUCAACAUGGCGGAAGAUGUAGAAGAUGAUAUUGGUGAAGAAAUAACAGAUGAAGACUACGGAGAUGCUCCUCAGUAUUACCUACUUUCGCUGGCUGAUCGAGAAGCCCGCUUUGAGUCGCCCAUCAAUAUCUCAUUGGGAUUCUGCAAGGAUCUAAUAUUGCCCCACCUCUGUUGGUAUCACUUCGAUAAAGUUCCUAAAAAGAUGAAAAUUACCAACACAGGUCACACACUGAUUUUAAGCGCCAAAUACUACGAAGAACGACCAUACAUAGCUAAUGGUCCUUUGAUUGGGAAAUACGUAUUUUCUCAGCUUCAUUUCCACUGGGGAUGUAACAACAUGGAGGGAAGUGAACAUACAAUAGACGGUUCGGCCCUUCCAGGUGAAAUGCAUGUAGUAACAUUCAAGAGUUGUUACUUAACACAGGAGUCGGCUCUAAAAGAGAAAGAUGGAGUCGCUGUUAUCUCCUAUUUUUUCAAGUUACAGAAUGCUGAAAAUCCAGUUCUUCAAAGGCUCUUAGACGCCAUUCCAGAAAUAAAAGAUGCAAACUCCUCCUUCAAAUUGGAGCCAUGGCCUUUAAGCAACAUGUUGAUGGAAUUUGAUAAAGACUAUAUGGUUUACUGGGGUUCGGUAACUGCUUCGGGAUGUCACCAUUUCGUGUUGUGGUUUAUUUGUCGGUAUCCUAUUGGCGCUAGUCUAGAACAGAUGGAAUCUUUUCGAGAACUGAAUGAUUCCCAUGGAAAACCUCUAAUAAGGAAUUUUCGACCUGUGAAUCCACUAAGUGAUCGACAUGUUUUUCAUGUGAAUCCUUCCGAAAACAAACAUUCUACCUUGUAUCCUUUGGCACUGUCGAAUAAAAGACAAAGAGUAUAGAAAUGAAUAACAAUAAAUUUUAUUGAAAUA